AUGUCCAUGUAUCCUAUGCCUCACCAAAGCCUUCCAAACGCCUACCCACAACCUCCUCCUGCAGAUAAUCAUAUAUAUGUGGAUGACGACGGCGAGGAUGACGACACGCCUGACGGUGGUCAUUACAAGAAUCACUUCCAACCCUCGUACAACCCUACACAUCAACACGUCGUAUCCUAUUAUCGACGCCCGUGCCCCGCCUGCCGCACCACACCCACCACCGGGCUCCCAGCCGCCAUUGGCCUUUUACAAGAAACGAAGCCGAAGAUGGAGAAUCUAUCGCGUUUCUUGAACUCUGUCAAUGCAGAGAACGUGGUGCUCGACGAUGACUUGUAUCGUGCUAUCUUGCAAGGCAUGGAUUCUGCCGCUCUUCUCGAACGUCAGCUCUCGAGGAUGAUUUCGCCGACACACAAGCACUACCGCAGGUCCUGA
Cyclocybe aegerita is the source of this 432-nucleotide messenger RNA. Lineage: Eukaryota; Fungi; Basidiomycota; Agaricomycetes; Agaricales; Hemipholiotaceae. The record is from the annotation of a GenBank genome assembly.